AUUUCUAGAAAAUCAGUUCUUCAAAAUAUUCAAAUACAAAUAUUAUAUUAAGUUUUCCUAUUUAAUUAAAAACUUAAAAAUUAAGAAAGGAUUAAAAAAUAUUUUAUAAAACAACAGUAGAACGUAUCGACUUAGACCAAGUUGAAGUAACAGACUUCCUUUCGAGAAUUUAACAAAUAUAGAUCUUUCUAUAGGUAUAUACACGGUACAUACGAUUCUGCUAUAAUGUAUUAUCUUUAUCGCUUUCGAUGAUUGAGUUCAAUAUAUCUAAUUUCUACCUUCGCUGUAACAAAUCGCAGAGGGCAUAAGAAACACUCUGAUUUUUUUUAGGUCGGUAUUUCAGAAUCUGAGAGUUUCUGUUCUUAUAAUUAAUCAAUACGUAUAUCAAUUCUGAUUACUAAUUAUAUCGAAAAUAAUUAACUGCCACUAGAUUUAAUUAUCAUUCCUACCAUACCAAUAACGAUGAUUUCAUAUUUUAUUCUGAACCGAUAAUGUCGUAUCUGACAUGAAAAUAGUAACCUGGGCUACGUAGUUCCCGGAUCGCGGAACACAAAUUUAUAUUGUAUGUUAGGUCUAUCUUAUAUCUUGUUUGUGGUAAUAACUUUGUGAUUUUGUUAUCAUUAAUUGCACAAAUUUCGCAAAAACAAAAGAAAGAUGUCACUUCUUAAGUUUAACAGGAAUUUAUUUGCUAUCCUUAAAGUCCAAAGAUGUCAUGUCCACAGUAUGUUGCAAAUAUGUAAUGAUAAUUCUGAAACUAUUGUUGGAAAACAUGUAAAAGUACAGGGUUGGGUUUAUGCACUGAGAAAGAUGAAAAAUAGUAUUUUUAUUGAUAUUAUGGAUGGAUCAACUCCUAAUAUGUUCCAACUUGUUGUAUCAAAAUCAAAUAAACCAGACAAAUUAAGUUUUGGAAGUAGUAUUAAGGCAGAAGGAAAAUUAGCCUUAAAUCCAAAUGGUAAAGUUGAACUACAUACAGAUAAUAUCGUUGUAAUUGGUAUAUGUGAUGUUAUGGAUGGAUAUCCUUUUGCUCCAAGAAAACUGUAUCAUGUGGAUUAUGUUAGACAGUUUCUUCAUUUAAGACCAAGAAUUAGAACAUUUUCAUCUUUAUUAAGGAUACGUGAUAUGACAUCUGCAACUAUUGAAAAUUAUUUGAGAAGUAAAGGUUAUAUUCAUAUACAUACACCAAUUUUAACUUCAAAUGACUGUGAAGGAGCUGGUAAAUUAUUUUUAGUUAAGCCAGAUUGUAAAGAUCUAUUAAAAUCAAUGAAAAGGGAAGGUAUAGGGGAAGAAGAAUCAUUUUUUAAUACUAAAUCUUUUUUAACAGUAUCAGGACAAUUACAUUUAGAAGCUGCUGCCAGAGCAUUUACAAAAGUAUAUACCUUUGGACCAGUAUUCAGAGCUGAAAAUUGUAAAGCAAGAUUACAUUUAGCUGAAUUUUAUAUGUUAGAAACUGAAUUAGCAUUUAUUAAUAGUAUUGAUAAUAUAAUGAUUGAAGUUGAAUCAUUAAUAAAAUAUGUGGUUAAAGAUAUACUCGUAAAAUGUGCUUCAGAUAUACAUGCAAUAGGUGGUUGUGAGGUACAGUGGUUGGAUAAAAAAUUUGCAUGUAUAACGUAUGAUGAAGCAAUUAAUAUUUUACAAAAUAAUACAAGUUGCUUAGAGAUUCCUAUUAAAUACGGAGCAAACCUAUCUAAAGAGCAUGAAUUGUUUCUAGUGAAACAUAACGAUAAUAUUCCCAUAUUUAUUACAAAUUGGCCAAAAGAAAUGAAACCUUUUUAUAUGAAAGAAUGUAAAGAUAAUUCUUCAAAGGUUGAUGCAAUAGAUCUUUUAGUACCUACUGUAGGGGAGUUAGUAGGAGGCAGUAUACGUGAAGAUGAUUAUGAAAAGUUAAAGUCAAAGUUACCCUUAAUGUCUAAUCUUUCUUGGUACUUAGAACUUCGAAAAUAUGGUAAUGUUCCAACUGGGGGUUUUGGAAUGGGGUUUGAAAGAUUUUUACAAUUUAUUUUUAAUAUACCAAAUAUUAAGGAUACAAUCCCUUUCCCAAGGUGGCCCCAUAAUUGUAGCUUAUAAAUAGAAAUCUCAAGACCUAUUGUCUACAUGGUUAUCCCAUAACAAAGUAUAUAAAUAUACAUAUAAUUAUUGUAUGCAAUUAAAGUAUUUAAAAAUAAAUUUUCUUUUAGGGAAAACGUAAACAAACA
Molecule: messenger RNA, 2192 nt
Organism: Bombus huntii
Lineage: Eukaryota; Metazoa; Arthropoda; Insecta; Hymenoptera; Apidae
Gene: AsnRS-m
Product: probable asparagine--tRNA ligase, mitochondrial
Exons: 4
Coding region: 655-2064 (469 amino acids)
Biological process (GO): asparaginyl-tRNA aminoacylation
Cellular component (GO): mitochondrion
Molecular function (GO): nucleic acid binding; asparagine-tRNA ligase activity; ATP binding
Source: RefSeq, a predicted model, not a curated record